AUGGCGACGAGGGAGACCGAGCGAGGCUCCUCCGGCGGCCUCCCCGAGGACAUGAUCCCGGAGAUCCUCGCCUGCCUGCCGCCCAAGCACCUCCUCCGCUCCCGCGCCGCCUGCAAGGCCUGGCGCAACCUCGCCACCGACCCCGCCUUCAUCGGCAGGCACCACUCCUUCCAGCCACGGCAGCCCCUCGUCUUCACCUACGACGUCGGCGGCUGCCUCCAGGCCGUCGACCUCGCCACCAACAAGCGCCGGGCGGUCCUGCGGGUUAUCCAGAGGGUGCCCGUGCCCCGCCCCUUCGCCGACGACGGCCGCGGCGCACUCAUGGUCCACGGCUCGUGCAACGGCCUGCUCCUCCUCAGCUUCCACAGGUCCUUCUUCGUCUGCAACCCUGCGACGCGCCAAGGCGCUCGCCUGCCGCUGCUGCUUCAGGAUGGCCGACAUGUCGUGGGGUUCUACCAGCACGCCGCUUCCGGGGAGUACCGGGUGCUGUACCACGAGGCUGAGCGCCUGGGCCUCCAGAGCCGGCACUCCUACUACGUCCUCACGGUGGGAUCCCCGCAGGCCAGGAGCAUCGACCUUCGCACGUCGUCGGCUGAAGUGGGCGCUGGGCUGAUGAGAGGGCUGGAGAGCUCUCGCACAUCGCCGCCCGUCCUUAAUGGCAGCCUGCACUGGUCGCCGCAACAGAGCCAAGGGGGCGACAUACUGGUGUUCGACCAAGCUGCUGAGUCAUUCAGGCGGAUCUCUCCUCCCGCGGAGGCGAGCCUGACCAAGGACGACCACACGCAGCUGUUUGAGAUGGAGGGCAAGCUUGCCAUGUUCUGCUCGCCCCAAUUCGCAAAGAACAUGGCGGUUUGGUUCAUGGAUGACUACAAGGAGAUGCGCUGGGUCUGGAAGUACUGGGUUAAGCUGUCCUUCAAGCUUGCUUAUCAACCUAUACCGUUGCCACUUUGUCCGAUUGUCCUGUAUCAAGAGGGGGAUAUGCUGGUGUCCGAGGAAGUCUCUGACAAGGUGUUGCAUUGUGAUAAGACAGGUAAAUCGCAGGGGCCUGUUGACUGCUCUGCUGGGGGCACCAGAGUUACUCCACAUAUGCUCAAAGAAAGCCUUGUCCUCCAUGAGUUCCUUCAGACGCAGCGGAAUGAUGGUGCCUGUGAAUGGUUCUCCGAGGUCGAGUUCGCUGAUGGCUCGGAUACUGCAAUCUCUGGUGAUGAAACUCAAACUGAUUAA
This is a messenger RNA of Triticum turgidum subsp. durum (durum wheat), 1224 nucleotides long. The record is from the annotation of a GenBank genome assembly. NCBI's taxonomy places the organism in Eukaryota, Viridiplantae, Streptophyta, Magnoliopsida, Poales, Poaceae.